Messenger RNA from Pollicipes pollicipes, 953 nucleotides. RefSeq lists its product as uncharacterized. The record is from RefSeq and is a predicted model, not a curated record. NCBI's taxonomy places the organism in Eukaryota, Metazoa, Arthropoda, Thecostraca, Pollicipedomorpha, Pollicipedidae. Bases 10 to 417 code for a protein of 135 amino acids. The transcript has 4 exons.
UACAGGACCAUGCUGCUGCUGGCUGUGGUGGCGUCCGCGCUGUCCUUGCGCCAGCUGGCCACGGCCUCGUCGCCGGAAAUUGUCCGUACCACGCGCGACCGGGAGGCCAUGUUCAAGACGCUACACCUACUGCGGGAGAUGGAGGACGCCUUCGGCAAGCUGUCGCGGCCCAGCUGGACCGUCGGGACAGGGCGUCAGCUAGGUAGUGAGCUGCCGACGGAAACCCUCUGGGUACAGAGACGGGCUACCGGCAGAAUUAGCCCCGAACAGUACCUGCGGCUGCUGAACAUCGACAGGGAGUACUCCCACCGGAGUAGACCUAGAUUUGGGAAGCGUACUGUUGUUCCUUAUCGGCUCAGUGAUGAUGAUUCAGAGGAAGAGCCAGGGCUACUACGCCGCCUGCUUGAACAACGAUGAACGAGUCCUCCACAGCAACAAAUCUCUCUCCGCCCGCGAGGAUACACGGGCGCCGCGCGUCCGCGCCGCAUUAGCCCCGUCCGGAGCACGCUUCUGGACGCCGUCUUGCCCAGGACAGCCGAGACUGGUGACACCGCUGGAACGCGCGGUUCUGGACCGGCGCUGACAGUGGAAUACUAGUGGAGUCUUAUGUUUACUUGUUUUUAGUGAAGACUGUCAAGUGGGCUCUUUCCUUAGUUUCUUAGCAGUUUGCGACCUGUUGUGACGAUGUGGUAUUUGAUCUGUCAUGAAACACUCAAACUCGUGAUUCAAGUAUGUAAAUGAUUGUUCGGCGCUCCUUACAUCAUAGUGAAGCAUUCUUAAGGUUUUUCUGUUCAUACCCAUUUAAAAUGGUAACACGAUGUGCCGUUUGAGCCUUUACCGGUGGCUGUGUUUGUUCUGCAGAAACACACGACACGAAAACAUUACCGUAUUUAUUAUUUAGCUUUACGAAGCGCUGAUGUAGUAAAAAGUAUUUUGUUGGUCUCCGAAAUAAA